GACUGAGGGGAUAUUUAGGAAGCAAGCAAAAUAUUAAUGAAUUCGAAUCGCUUUAGGGUUUAGGUUAUAAAAGUGCUGAUAAAUAAACCAGAGCUGGGGGCAGUGCAAGUAUCCAUGGCAACAGAUUAAACAGCGUUUGAACGCAGCGCGUGAUUCUGGUGCUCGGCUCUUUUCGCUCGGUUCAGGUCGUUCCUCCUGCUAUUGUUUUGUUAUUUCUCCUAAUACAGUUUUGAGUAUGGCUUUCUUCGGACUCACAUAUUUGGGCUAUCAGAACCCUUUUGGGGACAGGAUGGUAACAUCUAGGCACAACAAUCUUACACGAGACUCAUCAGACCUGCAUCUCGGCAGUCAGAGCAGAUAUCAGGACUUGAGCAGACGCGUUCAGAGGUCUCCUAAAGAGCUGUAUCGUGUACCUGUGACGGACAACCAGCAGUACGGCUGGUGGGUUUCCACCGAUGGCCUGAAGAACCGGGAGCCUUGGACUCAAACCCGUCGCUUCCCACGCAAAAACAGCGAAAUGACCAAGUUUGUGAAUGAGAUGUCAAUGACUUGCCCAGACUUCAGCUUGUUUUGAUUCCUGGUCCUUGGAACUGUAAGACAGUAUGUUCACAUGGUGAUCACAGUGCACUAAUACUGCAACACUGCAGUGUGUCACUUUGCUCUGCAGAACAGGAGGUGCAGAGGACACACAACUCACACUAAUGCCAGUGUUACCUAUCCACUGCACAGCUAUGGCUGUGCCAUAUUGUUUAUAGAAUUUAGUGCAAUAAAUUUAGUCCCAAUCUGAAUGUGCUAAAUGUUGUUCUUUGCAUAUACCUGCAUUAUGGUGGAAAAGUCCAGUAAUAAUAAAACAAUGAACCAUUUGUGAAUAAACUUGACCUGAAGCAGUCCAUUCGGGAGGAACUUCUUCCUGAAUUUUAGUAAACCACAAUGUUCUGAUUCGUCAUUCGUUAGUAUCAAAAACUGACUACACCAGGAUGAAAUGAUGAUCUAGGACCAUGUUAAGUUAGCUUGACAACAGUAUUUGAAUUCCAGCUCACCAAAUGCAUAAAAUAUUUACUGAGCAAGGCAUCUUGAUUUACACGCAAAUCUCAGCUGGUAGAGUUUUGAAAAGCAGAAAUUAAUCAGUUCACAUUAAGAUAUAAAAAAUGAUACUAGUUUGAUUAUAGAAGUGAUAAUUACUAGUUGUAAAUAAAUAAAAAUCUACAAUGUGUACCUAUCAUAUUCUGAGGCAAAAAAACCUUUAAAUGAUGCAUCAUUUAAGGUGAUGCAAACACAAUGCCUAAUAUAUACAAAAAAAAAAAACAGUUUAACAAAACCACAAUAAAAAGCAAUCACAAAAACCAAAUAAAACAGACUUUUUUUUAUUUUUAGUGGGGGAAAGUUUGUCUAUAUUCAUCGAGAGUCUUUCCUCAACUUUCCUUUGCAAAGUUGAAAUGCUUGUCCCUUUUCUAAUCCUUCGACUAAAGUAAAAACAAGAAUGAAACAAACAAACGAAAAGGUAAACGAAAAUAAAGAGAUGAUCAGGAGGCGUUCAGCCCUGAUCUAGACAGAGGCCCCAGUGUGAGAGUCAGUAGUACUAAAAUACACUCCUGCUUGUCCGCAGUACAAAACCACUGUGUUUGCUUCCCUCGCGCUGAAUAUCCACCCGUGUAUGCUUUUAUUGCACAUACUGGACGAAACAACAGGGCACCCUGCCUUUGGUACGAAACAUGAUCAACUGACAUGCAAUGACCAAACUACGAUCAAAGCAUAUUUUCAAUAAGUGAAGAACACAUAGCAGGAAAAGAUGCAAGUCGCUGAAAGAGGGGAACGAGUUAACGAAUGUUGCGUCCACCAAAUGAAUCGCAUUAUACACCGUGUGAUACAAAGAGGCACUGUUAUCAAAUGCUGAAUUUGUUUAAUUAAGGCAAAUGCACUGCAAUUCUCUAUGUUAUUAAUUAGCUGGCUAGCAACUGUUUACCUAAUGAAUUUGAAGUUAGAUUUAGAUCGGUUUAGAUAUGUAUUUUACCAAGUGGCUUUUUCCUUAUACAGAUGUUCACUACAAUGAAGCAGAACAAGCGGUGGAGGGAAUAUUGUUGAUCUGAUCAUACGUCAAAGACUGCAGUUGAUCAGUUAGUACCAAAUGUUCAGGUCUUUGUUCCCUCUCCUCAGCUGGAAUGGAAUCAUAAUCAAAUAGAUAUAAGAACAACCAGAAUAGGAAU
Molecule: messenger RNA, 2204 nt
Organism: Cyprinus carpio (common carp)
Lineage: Eukaryota; Metazoa; Chordata; Actinopteri; Cypriniformes; Cyprinidae
Product: sperm microtubule inner protein 11-like
Source: RefSeq, a predicted model, not a curated record